AUAUAUUUAACAAUUUUUCAAGUUAAAUUAACAAUAAAUUGACAUAAAAUUUGCUUGAAAAUUUAAGACAACUUUUUUCUAGUUAACUUUUGAAGUAAAUUUGCAUUCUAAUUCGGGCAAUAAAUUUAGUUAAAAUUCAAUAGCAAAUUACAUACAAAUUGUCGUAAAAAGUCCGAAGAUGACGGAAAUUUCACGAAAAAUUCAACGAAACUUUUGUACAGUAACUUUUUGCUCAAGCAAACUGUGCUAUUAGUGCAGGCAAAUGUUGAUAAAUCUUUAACUGCAAAAGUGACUCCAUCUCCAGUAAUCUCCAGGAGUGUCAGUGUUCCAUUGUAAAUUUGUAUAAGGCCUACAACUUAUGAGCAAGUUAAAAAACUUAUGAUAAUUAAUUACUGAUAAAUUAAAAUAAUUAACAAGAUAAAAAACUGGCUCGUAAUAUUAAAAAAUAUUUCAAUUAUCGAGGCCAAAGUGAAUCAGUUCGUAGAUGAAAAUGAACGAACUUGUUUGGGGAGUCAAAAACGGCGACAUUGAUCAAGUCCGAGAAUUCGUCGAAAAAAAAAAUAUUAAUGUAAAUGAAAAGAUUGAUGGCAGGACACUGCUGCACUACGCAGCUGAUUAUGGUCAAAAUGAAGUUCUUCGAUAUCUUCUUGAUAAAGGUGCUGAUGCUGAUGCAACUGACAAACACGGCAUAACUAGUCUUUUAUCAGCAAUUUGGGAGGGUCAUACCGGAUGCGUUAAAUUACUGCUAGAGAAAGGCGCUAAACAAGAUGGAUUGACCCCAGAUGGUAAAACUUACCUCGAUGCAGCUGAAAAAGAUGAGAUAAAAAUUCUGCUUCGCGAUAGGCACUAACGCACAAAACCAAAAUCAUAAAUAAUAUAUUAAAUAAUUAAAAACAAAAAAUAUAUAAAUUAUGAAUGAAGAUACAAAAAGUAAAGCUAAAAUUUCGUUGAUAGUGUGUUGAAUGUUCUUUGUAGAUUAUAACUGCUACUUGUUAUCAAUCUGUAUACAAAUGACUAUUUUUACGUAUGUGUUUUUCGUUUUUUUAAGUAAUGAUUAACGACAUUCUCAGACAAUAGCUUCCGCUUUUUAAAAAUAUUCAAUUACUCAACUGUUAUCGUAUUGAAAUUUUAUUAAUUAAUUAAAAAACCAGACUAGUAAUUGAAAUAAAGUCUACGUAAUUGCAAUUUCACCGAAAUCUAGAUUUGAAAAAAAAUUACUUACAGUUAUCAAUUACCAAGUUCUAAAUUUCGUUUAAUUUCUAAUUAAUAACUGUAAGUAAUUUUUUAAAAUCUAUAUCAGCGAAAUUGCAAUCACGUUUAAUAUUUUUCAAUUAAUUGAUUAAAUUUAAAUACGAUUAUGGCAGUUGAGUCAUCGAAUAUUUAAAAAAAGUGGAGGGUACUGUUUAAGA
This is a messenger RNA of Microplitis demolitor, 1409 nucleotides long. RefSeq names its product myotrophin. Gene Ontology annotation, molecular function: protein binding. The record is from RefSeq and is a predicted model, not a curated record. Gene Ontology annotation, biological process: regulation of barbed-end actin filament capping. Gene Ontology annotation, cellular component: nucleus; cytoplasm. The transcript is spliced from 3 exons. NCBI's taxonomy places the organism in Eukaryota, Metazoa, Arthropoda, Insecta, Hymenoptera, Braconidae. The coding region runs from base 485 to 850 and encodes 121 amino acids.